Penaeus indicus is the source of this 3263-nucleotide messenger RNA. RefSeq lists its product as uncharacterized. Bases 163 to 699 code for a protein of 178 amino acids. The transcript has 2 exons. Lineage: Eukaryota; Metazoa; Arthropoda; Malacostraca; Decapoda; Penaeidae. The record is from RefSeq and is a predicted model, not a curated record.
CGCAUUCAGUAAUCAAGAGUCGGCUGAGGGGAAAUGUUGUAUCACAGCCUAGCCACUGCUCUCGCCCGCCCAAUCGCUAUUGCUGGAUUCCAUCGGAGUGACACGUUUGUUGUCUCAUCUUACGACGGAAAGAUCUUCUGAUCCCCAGACCCAAGGGCGAGGAUGGCCCUCCACGGGAGACCGCAGACUCUGCUUGUGAGCGCAGCCCUGGUCGCUGCCUGUGGCUUCCUGCUCUUGGUUCCUCGGAUCGCCAGCGAGCUCAUAAUAGUCCACACCAACGACAUGUACAGCGAGAGCCUCCACGGGAAGCCAGUCGUCCAAUACAAGAAAUUAAAUACUUUUGUGCAUAGCCACUCUAUAGACCUCUCUUCCGACAAGGCCCUCACUGUGGAAGCUGGAACCCUCGGCUGCAUCCCUGUGCCAAAGUGUUUGGAGGAAUACAACCCGUGUCCCUUCGGUUCGAACGGCGAGAGGCGGAAGUUGGCGUCCCGCAAAGCCAACCAGACGGUCAUUCUACACAUAAAUAAUACGGAAACAAAUACAAUUGAAUUAAAGAAUUAUACUUUCGAGGUGGCCACUGAAUGCUUUUGCGAACCAGACCCAAGUGAGGACAGCAAGGCCCCUCCUUCAGAGGGGCCUUGCCUAUCAGUAUGUCAGUUAUUGAUAUUGCCAUGUUUUCUUUUAUUAAAAAUGACAUGACGAAUAUUUAGCAUACAGUGUGUGCAUUUGUACAAAGGACAUACAUUGGCUUCUGAAACAGUCCCAAGCUGCGCGUUGCAAGUUUGGAAAGCUUGGACCACCCGUCCCAAGAGCAGCUUACUCUCCUGUCCGUCUUUGAAAGGGCGAUUCACUCUGGCCGACGCGCAGGCCUGUCCAAUCUGACAUUUACUUCCGUUGUCUUAUUUCUAUACAUUAAACUGCAGCGUAACGUCCCUUAGGAAGAAAAUAAGCAAAGGAAGAGUUUGUAUAUAUAUAUAUAUAUAUAUAUAUAUAUAUAUAUAUAUAUAUAUAUAUAUAUAUAUAUAUAUAUAUAUCAAGUACCAUCUCCGGUCCGGAGGUUGGCAACCAGUUGCCUUCAACCAUCUCUGUCCUCAGCCUUUCUCUUUGCAUCUCCAGGCACGUUGGUUUGACUCCAUUCUGUGAUGUCAUUUCCCUAGGUUCUUCUUUACCUUCCUCUGUCACGCUUUCCUUCAACCAUUCCUUCGAGGACUGAGUUGGUCUCCAGACCCUCUCAAGAUGUGUCCAGCAAAUCUCCUGGCAAGAUCGUCUGCCCAUGCUUCAUUUAUAUUUAUUCUUCUUUUUACUUCAAUGUUGCUGACUCUUUCAGUAUAGCAUGAUGACUAUACGAAUUAUGGUUAGGUUGCAUUAUCAUGGUUGUACAAAGAGGCUAGUAGGUGAAGCAGGCCCCCAGAACUACUCCACCCGCAGAACAGCAGCCAAAGUCAGGAUAACUGACCUGCCUACUGUUAUCCUUGGAACUACCGUUGACCAUCGACAUGGUUCUUCCGCCAGUUCUAGGCACUAAUGUUGCUGCUGCCCAACUUUAGGAUAUGUAACCCCAUAUCUGGCACCCUUUCAGGUGCUACCUCUCUGGGUGAGAGAGGACCUGGGAGCAGUGAUGAUUAAGAGUCUCAUCACUGGAUGCAGUUUAUGGUUAUACCCAGGACAAAGGAAGAGUUUGGAGCCGGAAAAAAAUGGUCCAAAGAGAAUAAGAUAUUAUUAUUAUUACUUCUUUUUGAAGAACAAAGUUUGAGACUGUAUGGGGAUGAUUUUUUCGUGGAUUUUCAAUUCAACCCUUCGGUACAUGCUAUUGCAUUCAGUUUACAUGAAAUUUCAACUAAGAAAGCAAAAACCAACUUUCUAUUUUCUAAGUUACAUAAAUUAAGAAGUUUCCUUUGUGCUAUAUUCGCUACAUGAGAAUAUAUUUUUCUCAGGCAGCAUAAAAAUCCGCCAAGUAUUCUGUAUCCUCUCAAAUAUAGAGCAGCAUCGCAUUUCGUGCGCGAACAGCAGUUUGAUAUGAACAGAAGUUCGCCCUCGAAACGAUUCCACUCUGGCCGAUGCGCAGUCCUGUCCAAUCAGACAUUCCUCGCAGACUUUUUCAGAGAGAUGAACUGAUGGCAAGUCACAUGCUCAAGAUGCUUCCACAGUUCUGAUCUGUACAGACUAUACCAGAGUGCCACCAGGUCUUGUUCCAGUAUCAUUGCUCCAACUUGAAGGCACCGGCUCUGAAAACGAACAGUUUGGAAAUCGUUCUUGUGAUGGAGACCCCGAUAGUAGUGUGAGGUUUUCACCUCCCCCCCCAUCAUACCCAUCACCUACCCCCCCUCCACCUCCUUGCCCCGAUCCUUCUAUCCCUCUCGCCCCUUUAUUUGCACCCUCUUCCUGUCCCCUCGUUUUUUUCCUUCUCCACGGUAGUUUCUCCCUCUUCUACUCGGUUUCCUUGCUUGUUCUACCUUUUAUCUCUGUCCCUGGACUAUCCUGCCUCCAUCCUAUCCCUAUCCUGCCCUGUGUCCUGCUGCAUUUCCCCUCGUACCCCUCUUCUCGUUCCUUCGCCUUUUCACUUCCUUCUACUUCUACGCUGAUUUCCCCCUCUUCCAUUCAUUUUUCCUGCUUGCCCUGCCUUCUACCUUUUGUCAUAUCUUCUCCUUAUCCCUAUCCUUACCAGCAUCCUUCCGGAGUCCACAGGGGCGAGCACAGCCGGGCCACUUCCCUCCGCCAACCUCAUUUUUGCGCUUCUUUUUAUUUUUGUAUGACGCUGGCUCGUUUUACGUGUAUUUUACGUUUAUUUACACCUUUCUAAUUUAAAACCUUUAUUGAGAUUCUUUCGUUAUCCAUAUAUAUUUACGGUGCUUCGCGCGAUAUGCGGAUAACAGAACAUCGACACCUGCUGCGAAGGAAUCUUUCUUUCACCUUUUUUUUGUAUCUUAGGCUCAGUUUUACUUUUGAAUGUUUUUUUUUUCUUCUUUUUUUUGCAUAGUCAUCCUUUCCUUCUCUCUUAUCCAGCGAGAGAAAGUAACUUGUCUUAAGAUUUUUAUUAAUGAAUCGCAGCCGAUUGUUGUACGUAAUUUUCAUCAUAAUUAUAUAUAUUUUUUAAUGAUUUCUUUUAAAGUUUAUUGUUUUUUGUUAUUGGUUUAAUCUUCUGUAUAUUUUGUUUUAUUAUAACAUUCCCUAUUUAUUACUUUUAUUGUUUUAUGUGCUACGCUUCUAUCCGCGGGAGUUGAUGUAACCCCUAUGUUUUUGUUUAAUAAACGAAGUGUAUAUUC